AUGAGUCAGAUUUGUGCAACUUCAGAUGCAAGUCAAUCCGUGUCGCUCCUCAUUUGAAGACUACAGCUGAUUAACACUGCCGAAGCUGCUCUGAGAGAUCACCACUAAGAUGGAAACGUCAAAUUCAACACCAUUUGCCUAUGAAGAUUCUUCACCUGGUGUCUGGCAGUGCAGCCCCAUUGGCACCAAUAAUUUUGGCAGAACAUUUCUUCCCCCCUUCUACUACGUCAUCUUCAUCAUCAGCGUUCUGGGAAAUGGAGUGGUUCUGCUGGUUGUCUACAAGUUUGAGAAGCUGAACACAGUCACAAAUAUCUUCCUCAUCAACCUGGUGGCCUCCAACAUCAUCUUCACCCUCACUCUCCCAUUUCAGGCGGUUUAUCACUCCAGUGAAUGGAUCUUCGGAGACGCUCUCUGUAAGCUGGUGACCAGUGCAUACUAUCUAGGGUUCUACAGCUCCAUCCUCUUCCUCACGCUCAUGACAUUUGAUAGAUACCUGGCUGUAGUUCAUUGUAUAAUGGCCAACAAUCAACGCAGAAGCUUCUACGCUGCAUCAUUAUCUGUGGCCGUCUGGAUUAUUAGCCUUCUCGCGAGCCUCGAGUAUUUCAUUCAUUUCACAGUUGAAGAGUCCCAAUUGGGUGGACGGUUAUGCAAUGACCCGAGAGAUGGAGAAUGGAAAACCAUCGGCCUCUACAAGCAGUUUGUGUUGUUCUUCCUCUUCCCGCUGGUUGUGUUUGUCUACUGCUACUCCAGGAUAACACUAACCGUCAUGCACACUCGGAUGGUGAAGAAACACCACACCAUACGGGUGAUUUUUGUCACAGUGCUGAUGUUCUUUGUGUUCUGGAGCCCGUAUAAUAUUGUGUUGGUUAUGAGGGAGUAUAAAGAUCCAAACGACUGUAACAGCAACCUUCCUCAUGCAGUGUAUGUCACUAACAACAUCGCUCGCUUGUAUUUCUGCAUCAGUCCUGUUUUUUACAUCUUUCUGGGCAGAAAGUUUCAGAAUCGCGUUCGGGAAAUGUGUUUGAAUCAGGACUCGUGUUUAACAAGGCAGAUUUGUGGCAGCAGAGGGAUCAGAGCAUCAUCUUAAUGGAGGAUUACUUUAUAUUGCUAACAAAAUUACAAGAAAACAUCAGUUAAGAAUGAAUGCUAAUUAUUUAUCAACUAUCAAUUAAUAAAGUUGAUCAUUUAUCGAAUAUUAAUUAUUUAAUAAUACUCAU
This is a messenger RNA of Danio aesculapii, 1217 nucleotides long. RefSeq names its product chemokine (C-C motif) receptor 12b, tandem duplicate 1 (gene ccr12b.1). The transcript has 2 exons. Gene Ontology annotation, biological process: immune response; G protein-coupled receptor signaling pathway; chemotaxis. The record is from RefSeq and is a predicted model, not a curated record. Gene Ontology annotation, cellular component: membrane. NCBI's taxonomy places the organism in Eukaryota, Metazoa, Chordata, Actinopteri, Cypriniformes, Danionidae. Gene Ontology annotation, molecular function: chemokine receptor activity. The coding region runs from base 110 to 1087 and encodes 325 amino acids.